AUGACUAUAAUACAAUCGUGCGUAAAAAAAUUUGAUUGUUUACAACCGUUACAUGUUAUGAGUGCUGAGUUAGCCUUUCCUAAAAUUAUAAUCUUUGAAAACAAAAGAAGUGUUGUUAUUGUGGACAUUAGCAAAGCAAAAGAAACAAACGAUAAUUAUACUCACUCUUUUGAUAGUGAUAUAGUAAAUUAUAUUGUGCGGGGAUAUCACUUAUGGCUUGUUUUAAAAUCAAAUGAGGUCUUCGUUAUAAACAUCUGUAAUAAUCUCAUGAUAGAAAUAAAAUGCAAUAGUUACGCUAAUUACAGAAUACAAAAAUUCACAACUUCUGGCUCAAACUUAAUAUUAAUCAGUGAGAGUGGAGAACGUCUUCGUGCUUUAUUAUCUGAUGAAGCUUUAGAAAACGAAAUUAGUAAGGGUAAUCAGGAAAUAAUUAUUUGUUACGAAAAAAUAUCGAUACCAGCUAACAAACAAUAUCAUGUUAAAAAUGUUGAAGACGAAAUUGGCUUUUACAUAGAUUCUCAAAAGCUCAUGAUGAAAUGCAAUACUACUGGAUUAAUCAAUGUAAUACCUACUAAUAGAGAUUUGCAAUACUUUGUUCAGUGGAAUGAAAUGAGCAUAGUCGGUGAUAAUGACAAAAUGUGGUUUUUAAACGAGAAUUUUAAUUUGACAUCUAAAAUCCACAGUCCUAAUUAUCACUAUUAUCCUAUAGGCGCAAACAAUGACGUAUUUUAUUACAUUGAAUGGAAUAAAAAUGAGAUUGGUAUUCACUAUGCUUCCAUUUCUGCAAUUGAAGAACAUAAUGAUGGGAGUAAUGGUGCUAUUGAUAUAAAAAAGACACCUUCAUCACAAGAAAUACUUAAAUCAAAGCUGGAAUCUUUAGUUGAAAUUACUAUGGUAGGUAAUACUCUACCGGAUCAGGUAAUUCCUGAAAUGCAGAUCCUAUUUAAUGACAUUGAUGAUUUUAACUUCCUCAUAAAUAUAGCUUUAAAACUCUGUAAGCAAAGUCUGUCAUACAAGGCUAUAUUAUAUACUCUUCAAAAACGAAUUUAUGCAACUAAUGAUCAGACCUUAAUUAACCUCAUUUAUGAUGUUAUGGUAAAAACAGACUUAUCUGAAUAUAUAAUCUUUAGAGGUGGAAAUUUUUACAAUGAUAUUAACAUAUUUGAUAUGAACUUUAUUGAACUUUGUAAUAUAUUUAUUUCUAAGUCAGAUGCAGACCUGGCAUCCAUAUGUUGGUUAAAGUAUUCAGAAAUAAACUCAACCAUUACUUCAGAGAAUAUUCUGGAUAUUUUAAAUGCCAUACCAUUCAAUAUCAAAAUGGGUGCACUUGUAAUAUGGUUUCGUAACUUUAUACCCCCACUUUUAGAACAAAAUCCAUUCUAUAUCGAUUUAUUUGUAAAAUGGACUACUGAUAGAGUUCUCCACUUAGAACAAUCUACUUACUGGCCUAAAAUUGGUUUAAAAUUUAUAGACUCUAUAGUAGAUGUUUUAGAAACGUCUAUGAAAACUAUAUGCAUUAGACCAAUCUCAAUUGAUAAUUUAGGUGUUAUUAAAGAUCAUAUUAAUUAUAUAUUAGAAUUAAAAGAGAAGUAUAAAAUUAAUAUGUUACUCAGUGAAUUCAGCUCACAAAGUCCAUCGGAAAUUGCUCUUAUCAUGCUACGACGAUGUUAUACAGAAGAUUUAGAAAGCUAUUUACAAGAAAGCUUAAUAUCAUAUGCGUCACGUUUUUUGUUAGAUAUGGAUGACAUUUUACGUUCAUACAUAGAAAGUGAAGCUGCCAGCUGUGGGGGCAACAUCGAUGGACACCGCCUUAACAUUUUACUUAAUGCUUUUCACUCUCUUACCAACAGACUAGAAUGCCUGCUUAAUGUUCUUAAGGUUUUAGAUGUCCCUUGGAAUCCAACAGUACUUACAAUUGCAACCAAUUCAGCUGCUUUAACCCACAAAGAUUUUACAAUAACAGAAAGUGAUUUGGAGCUUACAAAAGAAAUAUACAUUGAGUUAAAUUAUGCAAAAAUUAAGGUUAUAUUAAAAAAAUAUAACUUUCCAUUAACUUGUACCGAUUACAUACUAGUUAUUCAUAAAUUAGUAAAUUCCUCUCCUGUGGACUUAGAAGAUUUAAAAGUAAUCACGACAAUCCUGACUGAUUUUGCUAUCUAUGCCAACACUUUGUAUAUAGACAAGUGCUUAGGAAAUUGCGAAACAAAAUCAGCAUUAGAAUAUUUUCGAAAUCUUUCUUUAAGAGAUCGAAGAAUUAUAAUAAAGACAUUACAAAACAAAUAUGAACAAAUUAUCACAGGUGUUACAUAUAAUCCACUUUUGGAAAGAAACUAUAUUGACUUUAUGAAAAGUUCCUUUUUAUUGGAUGAUAUACAAAUCAAUAAAUUAGAAAAUCUUUACUAUUUAAAAAAUUCUUACAAUAUAAAACUCGACUUAAAUAGUAUUAAUAAUCAUAAGAAUUGUACAAGGGAACUUUCCAAAUUUAAACAAAAUGAAGAAAUUUUGUCAAGUUCAGGACGUGGAAGAUGUGUAUCACAGCUUAUGAGACAAGAUCUCCUGAAGCAAUCAAAAUUAAUUACUAAAUUAUGUCAAACUUCUUGUGGUCGUCGUGCAAGAAAGCUAGUUGAAUCAUUAGUUUUGUAUAAAGAUAUGGAAGAUGGUAAUAAUAUAACAAUUUUAUCCCAAUAUAAAGAUGGACAAAAUCCUACUCUUUUGUUAGAAUCUUAUAAUAUAUUAUCAGAAGUUAUUAGCAACUGCGAAGAAGAAGAUAUCCACCACUUGCUCAAAUAUUUAUCUAUUCUUAAUGGACUUCUCCAUGCUAGUGUCAUCUUGAAAAAUCUCUCUGUCGCAUGGAAAUUCCAGUAUAUAUUUUUGUCUAUGUCGUCAGUCAAUGGCUUAAAUGAUUUAAUAGACUUUCAUUCGUCUGUUGCAUCAAAGAAUUUCUUAGAUGCUCAGAUUUCCGACAUAUUGAUAAAAAGCGAUUUGAUCCCAUUCAGAGUAUUUGCAAAAUUUAUGGACUGGUCACUAAGUACAGGAAUGGCAUUGUGUGAUAAGAUUUUGAAAAUAAGGGAUAAAGUUACUAAAAGAUUACUUGCAAAAGUAAUCGCUUCGCAAGACUUUGAUCAAACUUUAGUGACGUCUCUUUUACUGACGCUAAGAACCACCGACAUAGUAGAAGACAAAAUGUGGAUUUUAGAGUUAUUGAAGGGACAGUCCGAGUCUUUAACGCCUGUUGUUAUGAAUUAUCUUUCAUCCUCCGUUAUACGUCAUACUUUUGAACUUGAAAAUAUUCUACCUGCAAGCACUAUGUCACACCCCCCACAAUACAUACUAAAAACAAAGUUCAACAUAAAUCUAUCUGAAAUAGCUAUCGCGGAAAACACAGAGGAAACAUGGGAUGGCAAAGUGCUGCUAUUUUACUUUUUACGGCACAAUCCGUACACCAAAUUGGACAGAGUUGUUGAAUUGUGUAAUACACUUAAUGUUUCACUUAAUAACGGUUUCUCAUUAUUACUCAUAUCUUUACUCACAAAUUGGGAUUUAAAGUAUAAAGUGCUUGAAAACGAUUUAGGUUUUCGUGAAAUAAUUGUUGAAAACGAUGUGACGAAUUUAUUACCAAAAUGCUUAAUUCUUGGGCAGAGUAUAAACGAUAAAGAGUUUCUUAUAGAUGUGCUCAAUGAUUUUUGGAAAAACGGUGAAGUUAUAAUACAUGGAUGUCUAGUAUCUAUAAAUCCUUAUUAUUAUGAAAUUUAUUUUUGCAUAUACCAGUUAAUGUUUUCUGCAGUCACAGAGUCUAAAUAUUUAAAAGAGUAUUAUUUAUUAAACUUUUUAAAAGGAUAUCAACGAAAAAGUAAUCCUAAACAAUACGAAUUUGAGCUAUUUUCAGGUAAAGGAAUGUUUCCAGAAAUCGGGCAUUACCGAUUGCCGUUUCAUCUCUUUAUGCGCGAUGACAUGUGGUCAAAUUUAAAGUCUGAAAUAACGCUUGAGACCUAUGAGCACUGGUUGCCUGUUGUUGCAUUACUAUCACUAGAUGGCGAUAUUCAAACAGCUAAAGAUAUGAUAUGCAGUAACGCAGUAAAGCAAACAAUGACUGCACGCAAAAAACCUGAUAACGACGUUGUUUCAAAAGAGAAUGAACCGUGGCGUUUGAUAUCGCGUGAGGAACCCUUACUUCGAACUGCUCAUCGUUGUGUAAGUUACAUUGCAAACAUGGAAUGGGCGAGUGCCUGUUUAUUUUAUGUCCUACAAGGAUGUGCCAGAGGGGCAGACCAAGUUGCUGCAGCCCAACUUUGCUAUCAAUUUUCGCAGAGGUGGGCAACUGUCCAACCAGACAAUCGUGCCGUUAGACAAAUGGAAAAAUUGCAUACCACUCUUUCAACUCGUCAUGCGCUACAUAAAAUAGACUGGGCAUGUGAAGAGCUAAUUCGGCUUUCAACAGAGCCCGGCCAACUUAUACAAGCUUUAUACCUACAUCCUAAAUUCAUAGAAAAAAUCGCUCGCCAUGAUAUAAAUCGUGCGGCAAAUGAAAUAGCUGACAAAAAUAACAUCAAUAUAAGUUCAAUUAGAAUUCAAAUAUUAGAAAAUAUGCUUGAUAAAGUGCAUAAAGAAAAGAAAUAUUCACCAGGACUAGAUACAAAAGACUUAAUUACUGCUAAAUAUAUAUUGAAGGCUACUUGUCCGAAAAUGGGUGCUAUUUAUUUGUCUAGGAUUGCAUUUGAUGAUGAAAGUGAUUAUAACAAAUGUAAAAAACUAAGAGCUCUGCAAUGUUUGAUGAGUGUAGUAGAACCAGACACUGUCAUGAAAGUCAGCUAUAGGGAACGUGAUGUACUUUGGACAUCAUUGUUAGAACUACUUUACAUUGAUAAUCUUGAAAAAAUUGAUAUGCCUUGGAUUGUAGCAACAUUUAUGCAAAAUAAAACGCUUGCUUUAAAUCAACUGAUUCAAGCUUCCGGAAACAAUAAUGAAAGCAUGAAAAUUGCAGCAGAAUUGGCUCACAAAUUUGGAAAUGUCGAAAUUAUACGUGAAAUUAUACCUCUAUUAUUACGCGCUUGUUUAUUUGAGGAAAUGAUCCCCUUAUUGUUAAAAUUCCAACAUCCACCCGACAAAACUAUCUAUUCGGCUUGGCGUGCAAUCAUUUUGAGUCCAUUCAAACGUGCCGAUUAUCCUAUUACGGAACGUCAAAAGGCUAAAUGUAUUCAGGCUCUGAACCUUUUACCAGUGUGCCCUGUAAUAAAAGAUGAGGAUUUAAUUGAAAUAUGGAAGAAUUGUGUAAGAUGCAAAUGUUUAGGCUUAGGUUGCUUAAUAUUACCAUACAUGACUCCUAAAACAAGACAAAGCUUAACCGAACUUCAUCGAAUUGAUAAAAGAAAUCUUAUAAUAAGUUUAAAAAAUUUAAUUUCUGAAAGUUAUCUUGUAUCAGGUGCCAUGUAUGUUUUAGAUAAUUUAACAACACGAACUUACAAA
This is a messenger RNA of Brenthis ino (lesser marbled fritillary), 5463 nucleotides long. The record is from the annotation of a GenBank genome assembly. Lineage: Eukaryota; Metazoa; Arthropoda; Insecta; Lepidoptera; Nymphalidae.